Microthlaspi erraticum is the source of this 393-nucleotide messenger RNA. Lineage: Eukaryota; Viridiplantae; Streptophyta; Magnoliopsida; Brassicales; Brassicaceae. The record is from the annotation of a GenBank genome assembly.
AUGGAAAUCCCAAGGUCAAUGGCUCAAGCGAGAAAAAGUCCUAACUGGAAAGAAUGGGAUAAUGCUUCUAAGGAAGAAUGGAGCUCACUCAUGAAAAAUCAUACUUGGGAUCUGAUUGACAAACCAGAUGGUGCUCGGGUUGUAGGCAGCAAAUGGCUCUAUACAAUCAAGUCUGGAAUUCCCGGAGUAGAACUGAAACGGUUUAAGUGCAGACUUGUUGCUCAGGGUUUCUCUCAGACUGAAGGGGUUGACUACAAUGAGAUCUUCUCGCCUGUCGUCAAGCACGUAUCGAUCCGGAUUAUGCUAUCUGCAGUGGUAAACAGGGAUUAUGAGUUAGAGCAGAUGGAUGUUAAAACAGCAUUCUUACAUGGAGAUCUGGAGAGAGAAUUCUAA